Manihot esculenta (cassava) is the source of this 1109-nucleotide messenger RNA. RefSeq names its product protein SAWADEE HOMEODOMAIN HOMOLOG 1. The record is from RefSeq and is a predicted model, not a curated record. The transcript has 9 exons. Gene Ontology annotation, molecular function: chromatin binding. Bases 179 to 922 code for a protein of 247 amino acids. Lineage: Eukaryota; Viridiplantae; Streptophyta; Magnoliopsida; Malpighiales; Euphorbiaceae.
UUUUUAAGGAAAAAAGAAAAUCAAUUUUAACUCGUGCUGGUGUCUCGUGGGCCAUAAGCAACGCCAUGCCCGUCAAGUACUGAAGUACGAAAACCUCAGCUAGGGACAGCAAAACCUUGACAAAAUCGCAGAGACAAACGCAAUCUCUCUAGCAUUUCAUCGACGGAUCGCUCCAGCAAUGGAUUUGCUUGCAGAAUUCACACUUGCCGAGAUAGUGGAAAUGGAGAAUAUAUACAAGGAGAUAGGGGCAGAAGCAUUAGAUCCAGAUUUUUGCCAAAGGCUUGCAACAAGCUUUAGUUUCGCGCCAAAUCGUGCUGGAAAGCCAGCAACAACAUGGGAACAGGUGCAAAGUUGGUUUGAAGAUAGACAAAAGGAAUCACUGCUUAAAGUCGCUCCUCCAUCUGUGGCUCUGAAACUAUUUGUUGAUCUUUCUGAUGCAACUCUUACUGAUGCAACUUUUCCAAAUGAUGCUUCUGAAACUUUUCAAAAGUCUAAAGUUAAAAAAGUCACUGAUCUUUCAGACUUGACAUUUGAAGCUAAAUCGUCAAGAGAUUAUGCUUGGUAUGAUGUUAGUGCUUUCCUCAGCUACAGAGUUCUUUACACUGGUGAACUUGAAGCACGUGUACGAUUUGCUGGAUUCCGUAAUACAGAUGAUGAGUGGGUGAAUGUAAAGAAGGCAGUGCGUGAGCGAUCUAUUCCUUUAGAACCUUCAGAAUGCCACAGGGUGAAAGUUGGAGAUCUUGUACUGUGCUUUCGGGAACGCCAAGAACUAGCAGUCUACUGUGAUGCCCAUGUGGUAGGAGUCCAGAGGCGAUCACAUGAUGCAAGGGACUGUGGGUGCAUCUUUGUGGUUCGCUACGAGUAUGAUGGCAUGGAGGAAAGUGUUCAGUGGCAGAGGUUAUGUCGCAGACCAGCACAAUAAUUUCUGGGGGCGCUGGUCAAAUUCAAGAAGCUGUACUGAUCAGAUGAGAAGGAGAAUAGAAAAAUUCUUUCAUUAUGAAGAUAAAAUGUUCUUAAACUCAGAACAUUGAUGUAGUUUAGCCAGUGUGGUAAAACUGUUGGCAAUCGGCAAUUAAAAGGUUUAAAAUAAGUUCCCAUAGAUAAGAAUC